Telopea speciosissima is the source of this 3352-nucleotide messenger RNA. RefSeq names its product DExH-box ATP-dependent RNA helicase DExH10. The coding region runs from base 110 to 3097 and encodes 995 amino acids. Lineage: Eukaryota; Viridiplantae; Streptophyta; Magnoliopsida; Proteales; Proteaceae. Gene Ontology annotation, biological process: maturation of 5.8S rRNA; RNA catabolic process. Gene Ontology annotation, molecular function: RNA binding; RNA helicase activity; ATP binding. The record is from RefSeq and is a predicted model, not a curated record. The transcript is spliced from 16 exons. Gene Ontology annotation, cellular component: nucleus.
GCUGAAAUUGUACAGAAACCCUGAGUAGCAUCAGAAGCUUUUUUUUCUGUGAGCCUUAAGCUUAGGAAGUCUGAUAGAGCUGGGAUUGGAGUGAAAGAGAAACACUAGAAUGGAAGAUUCUCCAACACUUGGCAAGCGGAAAUCCCCUGAAGAUUCAGAGGCCGAACUCAAACAACCCUCUGAAGAAAACUCAAAACCAGAUUCAGUAUUGAAGCGAAGGAAUUUGGCUCGUACAUGCGUUCAUGAGGUUGCAGUUCCCACUGGCUACACUUCUACCAAAGAUGAAGCUGUGCAUGGGAUCCUUUCGAAUCCUAUCUACAAUGGUGCCAUGGCUAAAACUUAUCCCUUCAAUCUUGACCCAUUUCAGCAAAUAUCCGUAGCUUGUCUUGAGAGAAAUGAGUCUGUUUUGGUCUCGGCACAUACUUCUGCUGGUAAAACUGCUGUUGCUGAGUACGCCAUUGCAAUGGCUUUCAGAGAUAAGCAAAGGGUUAUAUAUACAUCACCUUUGAAAGCUUUGAGCAAUCAGAAGUAUAGAGAGUUGAGCCAGGAGUUCUCGGAUGUUGGGCUUAUGACGGGCGAUGUCACGCUAUCACCUAAUGCGAGUUGUUUGGUUAUGACGACAGAGAUUCUUAGAGGAAUGCUAUACAGGGGUUCUGAGGUGUUGAAGGAAGUUGCAUGGGUUAUCUUUGAUGAAAUCCAUUACAUGAAGGACCGGGAAAGAGGAGUUGUUUGGGAAGAAAGCAUUAUAUUUUUGCCCCCUGCAAUUAAAAUGGUUUUUCUUUCAGCAACAAUGUCAAAUGCUACUGAAUUUGCUGAAUGGAUUUGUUAUUUGCACAAACAGCCUUGUCACGUUGUGUACACGGAUUUUCGGCCUACUCCGCUGCAGCAUUAUGUGUUCCCUAUGGGUGGCUCAGGAUUGUACCUUGUUGUGGAUGAGAAUGAGCAGUUCAAGGAGGAUAAUUUUAUGAAGCUACAGGAUACUUUCACAAAACAGAAGAAUAAGGGUGAUGGUAAUAGGAGUGGAGCCAAAGCAAGUGGAAGGAUUGCGAAGGGUGGGAGUGCUUCUGGUGGUUCUGACAUAUACAAGAUUGUGAAGAUGAUUAUGGAACGGAAACUUCAACCUGUUAUCAUAUUUAGCUUCAGUAGAAGAGAGUGUGAACAACAUGCAAUGUCUAUGUCCAAACUUGAUUUUAAUACCAAAGAGGAGAAGGAAAUUGUGGAGCAGGUUUUUAGAAAUGCAAUACUUUGCUUGAACGAGGAGGACAGAAACUUACCUGCUAUUGAAUUAAUGUUGCCACUUCUCCAACGAGGUAUUGCAGUCCAUCAUUCGGGGCUUCUUCCAAUUAUCAAGGAAUUAGUGGAGCUUCUUUUCCAAGAAGGCCUUGUUAAGGCCCUUUUUGCUACAGAGACGUUUGCGAUGGGUUUAAACAUGCCUGCAAAAACUGUUGUGUUCACAGCGGUUAAAAAAUGGGAUGGUGAUAGUCAUCGCUAUAUUGGAUCUGGCGAGUAUAUCCAGAUGAGUGGAAGGGCUGGGCGUCGUGGCAAGGAUGACCGUGGUAUUUGUAUCAUAAUGAUUGAUGAGGAGAUGGAGAUGAAUACUCUCAAGGACAUGGUUUUGGGUAAACCAGCUCCUUUGGUCAGUACUUUUAGACUGAGCUACUAUUCAAUUUUGAACUUAAUGAGUCGUGCUGAGGGCCAAUUUACUGCUGAGCAUGUCAUCAGGAAUUCAUUUCACCAAUUUCAGUACGAGAAGACUUUACCUGAUAUUGGGAAAAGGGUUUCGAAGCUGGAAGAGGAAGCUGCUACGCUUGAUGCAUCGGGAGAGGCUGAAGUUGCUGAAUACCACAAGCUAAGACUUGAAGUAGCCCAACUCGAGAAGAAGAUGAUGUGUGAAAUAACCAGGCCUGAAAGAGUUCUGUAUUUUCUUCUUCCUGGUAGGCUGGUGAAGGUACGUGAUGGUACAACUGAUUGGGGUUGGGGGGUAGUAGUCAAUGUGGUGAAAAAGCCCCCAGCAGCAUUAGGAACUUUGCCUUCACGUGGUAGUAGUUAUAUAGUGGACACUUUGCUUCAUUGCUCUCCUGGUUCAAGUGAGAAUGGUUCUCGCCCCAAACCAUGCCCACCUCGUCCUGGAGAGAAGGGCGAAAUGCACGUGGUUCCUGUUCAGUUGCCCCUAAUUUCUGCUCUGAGCAAAAUAAGAUUAUCAAUCCCUUCUGACCUUCGACCAGUGGAAGCGAGGCAAAGCAUACUGCUGGCAGUACAGGAGUUGGGAACACGCUUCCCUCAAGGGCUUCCAAAACUUAAUCCAGUGAAGGAUAUGGGAAUUGAGGACCCUGAGUUUGUUGAGUUGGUCAAUAAAAUAGAGGAAUUGGAACAGCGGUUAUUUGCCCACCCAAUGCAUAAGUCUCAAGAUGAGCAACAGGUCAAGUGUUUCCAAAGGAAAGCAGAGGUGAAUCAUGAGAUUCAAACACUCAAAUCUAAGAUGCGGGACUCCCAGCUUCAAAAAUUCCGUGAUGAGCUCAAGAACCGUUCGCGGGUUUUGAAGAAGCUUGGCCAUAUUGAUGCUGAUGGUGUUGUUCAAUUAAAGGGGCGUGCUGCUUGCUUGAUAGACACAGGAGAUGAACUCCUUGUUACUGAACUGAUGUUCAAUGGUACGUUUAAUGAUCUUGAUCAUCACCAAGUUGCUGCUCUUGCUAGCUGCUUCAUUCCUGGGGAUAAAUCAAACGAACAAAUACAUUUGAGAACCGAACUUGCAAAACCAUUACAGCAACUCCAGGACAGUGCGAGAAGAAUAGCAGAAAUACAACGUGAAUGCAAAUUGGAGGUAAACGUUGAUGAGUAUGUGGAUUCAACAGUAAGACCAUUCUUGAUGGAUGUGAUCUACUGUUGGUCGAAGGAUGCCACUUUUGCAGAGAUUAUAGAAAUGACUGAUAUCUUUGAGGGUAGUAUCAUACGACUUGCUAGAAGGCUUGAUGAGUUUUUGAACCAGUUGUGUGCUGCUGCUCAUGCAGUGGGAGAGGUUGAUUUGGAGAACAAGUUUGCUGCUGCCAGUGCGAGCCUUCGGCGAGGUAUUAUGUUCUCGAAUUCACUAUAUUUGUGAUCUAUGAGACGUCUUUGCCUGAUUGUGAUCUAGUGAGACUACCAUUAAACAAGCACAUGGUUGGAGCCAGGGAUCAGUUGGAUGUGAUUUCAACUGACAUCAUGUGUUUCCUUGUUAUUGUUAGAUAUUUGAAAGUGUUUCUGUACCAAACUGUAUUUUUUUAGCGUUAGUGUGUACAUGGAAUUUUUUUUUUGUUGGUAGAAUUUGUACAUGGAAUUUGAGGAACAUGAAAAUGUAUACAUAGUUCAAAGUUUU